CCUGCAACGCAGAUCACGUAUCUUGCGAUAUAUCAAAAGUUACUUUCCAAUAUACUGGAUGGGAUUGCCGUGGUAACGCUGAUAUAUUGCGAUGGGCGAACCGCAGCGAGCCAAAAUACUAUGACUUUAUCCCCUCGAUUCAACGUUUUCACAGGUCAGAUGGUCGGGAAGGCGAAGUGGGAUCCGAGAGCGCGGAUAUUUAUGAAUCUUCCUCCUGGCGCAAUCAAUGCAUUGUGGGAGUCUUUCAACGAUGUUGCAGAUGGAUUUGGAAUAAGUCUAUGCGAAAUGCAGCUGAUUUGCCAGGAGCUCACCACUGAGCUAGAGAUCAGUCGAUCAGCGCUCAACAAACACGUCCAGACGCUCUUUAAUCAAAUCGAUUCAGAUGAGAAUGCACUCGUGGAUGGCAUUGAGUUUCUCUCAACACUUGCCAUGGCGUCGGGAAUGUCGUUUCGCGAUAAAUUGGAAUUCGCAUUCACAUGCUUUGAUUUUGAUGGCGCUGGGCAACUCAGUGUUGACGAAAUCACCCUGGCAUUUCGCUGCACCCUAAUGGGCUUGAGCAAGCUCACUGGUGAGACCUGCCCCUGCGAAGAUGAAGUGGAGCUCGUUGCUAUGCGGGCAUUUUCAUUUGCGAAAAUUGACCCAAAUAAAAACUCGCCCAGCAUAAAAUCUUCUGUCCAGGAGGCCAAGCUCCGAACUCUGGUGAACCUUGGCCUUGUGCCCUUUAGACACCCUAUUUUUGUAGGACCUGGUUGCUUUCUGUCUCUUUGAUCCAGUAGCUGUAUCAUGGCUUGAAUUUUUUGAUGAUCCUGACCCAAUGUCUUCUCAUAGUGGCGAACUUGAACGUGUGCUUACAUGCCCGCCACAUGAAUCAAUGUUUAAAUUGCUGUAGGUCGCAUUGAUGGUAAAUUUAGCGACGACACUAAGCUCCCCAUACUCUUAGAAUCAUUAGACUAUACCCCGACACUCCAAGAUAUUGAUUACUUUCAAGACGGCUGCUAUCCCUCUCCAACUACCGCCGCAUUUGCGGCUCUUGAAGGCUCACCCGAGCUAGCUGCUCACCUAACGGAGGUUUCAGCUAAGUUUCAAAAUCCACAUGGUGACCCUGAACCAUGGGUCAAGUCCGUUGCUUCGUUAACGCCGACUGCGCUUGCAAAUGCAACCGCAAAUCAAAGCUUUCCGGACGCUAGUCUUACGCUCGAAUGGGUGCACGGAUAUCGCGGUGAAGAUUGCAGGGGUAAUGUGCGAUACACGCUGACAGGCGAGAUCGUUUAUCCAGUAGCAAAGCUGGGCAUCAUCUACUCUCCGCUAGAGCAUCGCCAACGGUACAUGACAGGUCAUACCAAUGAAAUUGUCAGUUUAGGUGUGGCUCCCGAUGGAGACACGGUGGCUACUGGGGAGGCGGGUGCUCGACCUAAUUUGAUAUGCUGGGAUGUAACCUCUUGCAAGCCGCUUUCAAUCAUAGCCGGUCUACAUGCUAUUGCAAUUACGCAAAUAGCCUUUUCGCAGUCGGGCGAGCGCCUUGCUUCUAUUGGUGGUGAUGUAGGACGCACACUCGUAAUAUAUAACUGGCGCGUUGGUCUUCGGAUGUUUUCAGCACGCUCCAAUAUCUUGGGCUCUAUUCUUGGCAUGUCAUUUGUAGAUGAUGGCCCAGAUUCAAUUGCUGCGUGUGGUAUUGGCGAACCUUUUGCUUGUUUCUGGCGACGUGAGGGCGUGAAUAUCAUUCGGCGCCGUGCCGCAUUUGGAAGACGAGCUCGAAGGCAGCCAACCCUUUGCCUCGCCCGGUGUGGCGACGUAGUGCUAUCCGGACAGGCAUCCGGACACUUGUAUGUGUGGCAUGGACGUAACUGUGUUCAGGCUUUCCAGGCACAUAGAGGCUCAUUGAACGCUGUAUAUGUGGGCAAGUAUGGUGUACUUACCGGAGGAAAAGACGGAAAAGUAAGACAGUGGUCUCAUACACUCAAUCCUGGUGCCAGUUUUGAUUUGUCAGAGCUUGGCAUGCACCCAACAAUACGAUCAGUCUGCUUGUCUAAUGAUGGAACAAGGCUGCUUGUUGGUACCGGAGGAAAUGAAAUAUAUGAGCUAUCUGCCGUUGAUGGGUCGGAUGCUCUUGGUGGUCCCGUGACUACCUCCCAUUUUGGCAGAGCCAUGUGCAGCGUUGCAUGCCAUCCUCUGAAACCAGAGUUUGCAUCUUGCGGCGGCGACUGUACUGUACGAACGUGGGAUAUUGUCACCAAAUGCCCUGUGCGGACAGCAAAGCUGGCGGCGCCCGUCGGCUGUAUAGCUUACCACCCUAAUGGUGAUCUCCUUGCGUCAGGCUUCGGCUGCCCAAGUACUGCAAAUGAAGCGGGCAUGCCGCAAUCGAAAAUAGGUGGAUUUUGCGUUUUGAAUGAUAGCGAUCUAUCUGUUGCAUUCGAGGCUAAAGACUCUACACUCCCUCUUGUUGCCAGCCAAUUUUCGCCAGAUGGGGAAAUCCUUGCAUUUGCAAGCGAAGACUCAUCUGUCUAUUUGUAUGCAUGUGGAGAAGAGUAUGAGUCUAUAGGUCAAUGUAGACGCCAUUCGUCACCAGUGCGCUACAUUGACUUUUCUAGUGAUUCUCGUUGGUUGCGAUCUUGCUGUGAUGGCGGCCACUUGCAUUUUUUCAAUGCAAAUUCGGCACAAUACCAAAGUAAUCUGAGUGCACUCAAAGACAUUCGCUGGGCAAGUGAAACAUGUCUCUAUGGUUAUGGUGUGGCUGGAUCAUAUAUUGCGGCCAAGCAAGAUGGCGCCAUACUCACAGCCUGCGCGCGAGCUCAGGGUGAUAAUCCUGAAGGACCAGAAACAGGUGGCGGGUUCAUCUUGGUUGGUGACUCCUACGGGCGAAUUAGGCUUACACGUUUCCCGUCAAGGCACGAUGCAGCGUUUCUUGAAUGGCGUGGGCAUGCCGGUUCUGUGGUAGCUAUGAGCUUGGACUCUGAUGAAACUCAUCUGUUGACUGGCGGUCGCGACGAUCGCUGUGUCAUGCAGUGGGCUCUGGGAGAAGACGAACGUGGACUGGAAGACGCUGAUGAUAGAGAUGAGGAUGAAGUAGAAGAUUAUGCUCCUGAGUUGCGAGACUGUGGUGAUUUUCAACGCCACGAGGACGUUGAGACUGCCGUCGACCUCAUUAAUGAGCGUCCAUUAGCUGCUGAACUUAGGAUGUGCAAUGAGGUAGAGCAAACACUCGAGUUGGCUGGGAAUGCAGAAAGUAACAGUUUAAUACCACCCUACUCGCAUGAUCCGUGGUUUCUUGGAAUAUCAAUGCCUCCAUCGCAACAAUCAGAGCUUCAUAUGGGAGCUGCGCCCACUGACGCUGUAAUUCUGUCGCGGGUUUUUGGCUACAGCUGUGAGGCAAGCCGAAAUAACGCAAAGUACACCGCGUGUGGUGCUGUGGUAUACCCAGCUGGGGCUACUGUAGUUCGUGUGGAUGUUGGAAGCGGUGGGCAAUCUUUUGGUACUUUUCAUGCCGGCUCUGAAAUUUGUGCUCUUGCCAUAUCAAAAGACAGAUUAAUGUUGGCAACGUCAGAUAUUUCCGCAGAGCCGAAAAUUGCUCUAUGGGUGGCGUUAAAUGUUGCAGAAGGGCCAAGCAGAGUAAUACGCGGUCCGCAUUUGAAUGCCAUUACACUCCUUGCAUUCGAUGACGACAAAGGGAAGACCCUAGUAAGUUUAGGGGCAGAUGACCGUCACAUGGUCGCUGUCCAUGACGUGACAUCGGGUUAUCUACUGUUUAUGUCUUCUACUACUUGUCGCAAGCCCUUUGAUGUGGCCUUUGGUAACUUUGGAAGCGAAAUAGUCAUCGUUGGUAUCAAGUAUGUCCUUUUUUUUACAUUUCUUGCCAACCAUGCCGCCACGAGACAUGCUUCUGCAUCUUUUGGAAGGAUUGGUCGACUAGGUACGAUUCAAAGCUACCUCAGCUGCGCAUAUCUUCCUAAUGCCACUUGUGUCGUUGGUACUGCCGACGGUCAUCUCUAUGUGUUUGAGGGUUCUUCCCGUGAGCUUGCAAAAUCUAUAAAAGCCCACGACGGAUUUAUAUAUUCCAUGGAUGCACCUUGGCAUCGUGCGGAGCAGGUACGCGCAAUUGUGCUAGUCACUGGGGCUCGUGAUGGGGACGUCAAACUCUGGAACGGUGCCCUUGAAAUUAUUUCCAAAUUUGACAAUCGGGGUGCUGGUCCGAUUCGCUCGGUGUUUACUUCCGCAGAUUCAUCUAGAAUUCUGGUCGGUUCUCAAGCAGCUGCACAACUAAGAGAAUUCAGAACCUCUGAUGGUGUUCCUACGUCGGUGGCUCUUGCCGGUGGUGGCGCUGCAGCUGGCGAAUUAUGGGGACUAGCCCCACAUCCGGUAGAGAAAUGUGUGGCAACUGCCUCCGACGAUGGUGCAUUGGCAGUUUGGAACAUCGAGGCACCUGAUGUCCGAGAUGCACGAAGAUAUUUGACGAUGCUGGCCGGCGCUUGUCGAGCUCUGGCAUACUCUCCCGAUGGAAAACUGAUUGCAUCAUGUCUAGGUGGUCCGAGACAGGAGGCAAUGACCUUGGACUGGGCUAGGAAGCGCAGGGAUUUCUUGGAUGAUGAAGCAACAAAGAAAGUGAGAGGCGAUGUUGACACUUCAUUCAAAUUUGCAAGUGCUAAAGUUGAUGGAACAUUGCAGCUCAUUCGGUCAGGCACUGGAGCUCUAGUACACGAGUUCACAGAUGCGCACGAGUGGCUACGUGAAGUUAGAUUUUCACCUGAUGGUCAAACUCUUGUUGCUGGUGGCACAGACGGAAGGGUACAUGUUUAUCUAUCAGAUGAACACGGACAGUUUUCAUGCACGACCUCCAUGGUGCUUUCAAAUGGUGCUGCUAUCUGCGCUAUUGAUUUCACCGUUGACGGUCGGCACAUACAAGUUGCAGAUGAAGCUCGUACAUUAGUCUAUGGUGAUCUUCGUGUUGGGGUCAGUGUAACUGACCCUUCAACUUUACAAAAUGCCAGAUGGGCAACCUUCAGCUGUCUUUUUGGCUGGGCAACCGUCGGGGUACAUGCUGUUCUGGCAAAUCCAGAGGGUGGGGGGUACGAGACUAGUAGUAUUGACGUUCACGGAGACAAUAAAACAGUUCUCAGCUUAGUAUGCCUUGCCCGCUCAAAUUCAGCCAAAGUAGUCGCAGUAGGUGAUCACCAUGGAGUUCUACGGCUACUGCAGUACCCAGCUACAAGUGCGACUGAAUCUUCUGCUGAAAGAGUUGGAGUUGCUCACGUGGGGACGUUGCGCCGUCUGGCUUGGACUGACCAUGACUCACACCUUGUCACAGUCGGUGGCUUAGACCGGAACAUCUGCAUUUGGCGCUUUGUACCCGAUUCAGCAGAUUCAAUCUAUAAUUAUACCAUUGGAGCUAAUCAGACUGCUCAAGAUUAUGAUGACGCAAUAGAUGCUGAUGGUGGACGUGCUAUGGCCACUGCCAUUGAGCGUGCAUUUAAAGCAACUGUCUACCAUUUCGACGCUAAAAGGAAGUCGCCGAGAGCUCGAGAUGAUAAACAACACAACAUCACCGCUUGGAUGUCGGUGUUAACUCCACCUUCAAAUCUCGAAGAUGAAAAUCCAGCAUUACCACAGAUUUUGGUGACCUUGGAUUGCGCACAUGGCCAAAGAUCUGAUGAUAUUAGGGGGUGUGCUGCAUAUAACUCACAGGGCGGAAUUGUGUAUGCUUGUGGUGGGUUAGGAGUCGUAUAUGAUGCCAGGACACAUUCACAAUGCUUUCAUUUCCAUCAUCACAAGGGAGGUGCUCCAGAUUUUGACAUCUCAGAGAAAGGGGAUAUCAAGAAGAGUGCCUUAGCUGACAUAUGCUCAUUAGCCAUUACUGUUGAUGGGCAUUUUGCUGCAUCUGGAGAUCAAGGGAAAUUCCCACGUGUUCGGGUUUGGGAUGCCUUGACUGGAAACACAAUUUCUGUUCUUCCAAGACAUCUGCGGUGUGGUGUGCUGUUACUUUCGUUUUCAAAAAAUGGUCGGCAUCUGGCGGCUAUCGGUGGCGAUAAGGAUCAUUCAUACUCACUAUAUGUGACUAGAUCAGGGGGAUGGGAGGAUGGAACUAGAGUUGCUGUAGGGUCUGGCAUGCGAUCUCGUGUACACUGUGCAGCAUUUGUGGGUUAUACCAGUUAUCCGCUGUUUGUUGGUGCGUGUGAUACUGUAGAGUUUAUACGUCUAGCCGCAGCAGGCGGCAUACGGCGACAACGCGGUGAAUUUAACGAACAAAGAUGUCCAAAGAUGGCCAUUUUGUGUGUUGUGCGGGGACACCCGGUGAGUACCGAUAUUGGAUGUGGGGUUGAAAACAACGGCCUUGAUACCAAUUUUGAUUCUUUUGCUUUAACGGGAACUGGCGCUGGCUCAUUAUAUUUGUGGAUAGGCAAGGAAGUUGGUGAACACGUGCCAAAUGCACAUAAUGGACCAGUUUAUGCAAUUGCAAAAACCCAAAAAAGAAUUAUGUACGCAACAGCCGGGCGUGAUGGGGUUGUGAAGACAUGGAACAAUCGUUUGCAAACACUCCAAAGUUUUGAGCUUGCAAACAUGAAGAUCUCGAUAUUAAUUCCAAUUGCUGCAUCGUUGUGCUUUGGUGGUCAACAUGAAACCAGACUCCUGUUUAUUACACGAUCUGGCGAAAUGUGUGAGCUUGCGACCUCUUUUGGCUGCGCAGUACUUUUGACCGAAGCACAUGCUCGCCGCAAGAAGCAGGCAACAGAAGCUCAGGGCCUUGACGUGAACCCAGAAAGCAGUGAUGUUUAUGCAACUAGUGGAGAUGAUGGUUCGGUGCGCAUUUGGUCGUGUCUGUUGAAACGUUGUGUAAUGCGUGCAUCUCCAGACACUUUUGGUGGUGCUGCUGCGCGCUGUUGCUCCUGGGCUCCUAAUGGUGUUCAGCUCGCUGUUGGUCUUGGUGGUGACCCUAUGGACAAGGCCAGAGAUGGAACUUUGGUGAUGCUACGAAUUCAAGCUGGAGUCGCCAGACAGCGUCUUUGCCAUAUAGCGGGCACUAAAUUUCUUCUUACAGUGUGUGCUACCUGAGAUACUUGCUGAAAUUCGCAAAUCCAAGGCUCCUCUAGUUGAUAUUAAAUGGUGCCAUGAUGGUGACUUUUUUCUUGUUGCAUCUGAGGAUGGACGCGUUCUACAUCACGCGGAGUCCAGUGGUUCAUCCUUAGAUGUCGAGAUGGUAUGUACUAUAGGUAUACAUUCACAAUGCCCACGACUGCACUCUGAGGACGAUUUGUGCCAAUGCCGGAGCCCCCUUGACAUCGAUCGACAUGAGUGUUGAUGCUAGCCAUUUCCAAGUGGCCACCUGCACUAAUGAACUACAGUUUUACACCAUAGCUGACGGUACUCGAGUUCUAUCUCCCGCAGCUGUACGCGACAAGAAAUGGGCAACCAUCACAGUGCCAAUUGGCUGGAGCGUCCAAGGCUGCUGGAAACCAGAUGCUGAUAGAUCUGUAGAGCUCUUAGCAGCUAACAGCUUGGAAGAGUCGGCAAGAAUUCCCAGCUCCAUUCAAUUUGCAAAUAAUACGAGAUAUCUGGCCACCCCCCAUGUCACUUCCGUUCAUCGCUCACCCGAUCUGAAAUAUCUGGCUAAGGGAUGCAUUGAUGGCAGUGUCGCUGUUUACAACUACCCAACCCACGCCCCUGGAAUGUCCAUGAUAAAGGUUCUUGACGCCAGAUUCGUUAUCCUUACUGGUGCUGCUUUAGGUUCCUGGCCAUGGUUCAAGCAUUGCUAAGGUCAGGUUCACAAGUGACGGCAAGUAUUUAAUUGCCCUCGGAAGAUUCAAUCGCACGAUCACGCAAUAUAAAAUUCAACAGCUGGGUUAAACUGUGAAUCUCAUUAAUGCAACAUCUGCAAAUGUUGCCCAUCUUUCUCUCAGACUGCAAGCAUAUAUGGCUAAGGAAAGUUCAUAGCUUGCCCAGGUUAAGGGAGGGGGAUCGCGCAGAUACCGCUUGCUGGGGAACUUGGUCUCCUGAGGGCCCUCCAGUCAAGUGACAGCGGCGUGCAAGCUCUAUAGAAAGGGGUUCAGGCAAGGGGUUUGGGAUUCUUUUGUAAUAACCCCACUGGCAUAAAAUAUCUAAUCGCUCUCAGAAGAAUCAGAAGCAUCGCACCCGUCGGCGGGCCCGGGGGUUGCGGAACACCACCACUAAUAGCGAGGUCUGGUCGUCGUCUUGUCCGGAAAGCCAAUAUCACGACAUCGCGGUCGCGUUGAAUAUCAUCUACCGGCGCCUGCUCGGCGUGGAAGCGAAAACGGCUUCGGUCGCCGUCUGGCACGAACUGGGCGUCGCGUCCGUCGCAACUCGAAUAAACGCCGCGGCGUUGAAAUUCCGCAACAACAUCUUGUCGUUGGACCCUCGGGAUUUCCUCGUUCGCCGCGUAUACGACGGCCUGAUGAAUGAUUCUAAAGGUCGCGGUCGUCGAAGAACGGAGCUUUGUUCCUUGAAAAUCUGGCGUUAGAAGCGAAUUGGCCCGGGCCUCUGAAAAAACCGGCCGCGAAAAAGUUCGUCAAUGAAUUCGUCGCAUCGCGCCGAGUUUCCGAGCUCGCCGAUGGCUUCAAGGAAAUGUCGACUCUCCGCAACAUGGGCAAUUGGGUCGAGAAGGAACGUUUCGGCUUGCCGGAAUAUUUACUCAGAGCGUGCCCCGGGUCUCUUCGGGAAGGGCGGAGAUUGAAGACGAAGUUCCGAUUGGGUUGCCACGACCUCCGGAGUUCGAGCAGCCGAACGCAGCUUGUUCGUAACGCGCAAUGCCCUUGUUGUGAAUCUCGCGAGUCGGAAACAAUCCAACACACGUUGUUUGAAUGCGAGGCCUUUGAGGAAGAACGGCAGGCAUUUCUUGCGAGAUUAUACUCGGUUUGCCCCUCGGCACGGCGAUUGACCGAUGUGGGCCGAUGUCGCUUGGUCAUGGGGGACGAGUUACCCCGGGAGAUCGAAAAUCCGUUGUAUAGAUACCUUAUUGCUAUUUCGAGGCUCCGGUUGGGCAUCCUGACCGAGCAGGGAGAAGGCUCC
Pelagomonas calceolata is the source of this 9012-nucleotide messenger RNA. The record is from the annotation of a GenBank genome assembly. Lineage: Eukaryota; Pelagophyceae; Pelagomonadales; Pelagomonadaceae.